UGAUUGAAAGAAAAUCCCGAAGUUGAAGGUGGCUUGCGGUUCUGUCCGGUAGCUCUGGGCCAUGGAUAAAGUUUGGUUCCCGGGACUGCGCCUUUGCCUGUCGUUUCUGGCAGGCGUUGUCCCGAAUACCGUCGUUGCACAGCACAAUCUUUGGUACAACUUCACGGUGAUGGCCCAAGAUGGAUCUGUGCAGCCGACCUUUUUUGCUGAGGGACGCUUGGAUGGCCAGGCCUUCCUGCGCCGUGACUGUAAAAGAGGCAUAGUUGAGCCCCAGGGACUGUGGGCAAAAAACCUGAGCACUGAGACAUGGCUUAAAGAGACCAAGGACUUGAAAGAGAAAGGAGAGGACCUCAGGAAGUGUCUUGGAGAAAUCCUGGGCCUGCAGAAGGAGAAAGGAGGCUUGCAUUCCCUCCAGGAAAUUGUGAGCUGUGAGAUGGGAGAAGACAGCCACCCCAGGGGCGUCAGGCGUCUCUACUACGAUGGGGAGCUCCUCUUCUCCUGCGGCCGGGAGACCCACGGAUGCACCGUGCCCCAGGCCUCGGCUCAGACCUUGGCCCUGGAAAUGGAGAAGACGUGGGACAUGGACGAGCUAAGCAGACAAUAUUGGGCCCACGUGCGGGGAGAGCUUUGUGCAAAACUGCAGGGCUAUCUGAAAUCCUGGACCAGCUUCACAGAGAGGACAGUGCCCCCAGCAGUGACGGUGACCUGCACUCAGGCCUUGGAGGGCACAGACAACCUCACAUGCCAGGCCACCGGCUUCUCUCCCCAGAAUAUCUCAGUGGCCUGGUAUCACAAUGAGAAAGCUGUGAGCCCGGACACCCAGCAGUCUGGGGGUGUCCUGCGUGAUGGGAAUGGGACCUACUGGGCCAGGGUGACCCUAAGGGUCCCCCAAGGAGAGGUGCAGAGUUUCUCGUGCCACGUGGAACAUGGCGGGAAUCACAGUGUCCACGCCGUGCCCUGCGGAAAGGCUCCAGGGCGCCAGCAUCGAUGGUGGAUCAUUUUGGGUGCUCUGGCUCUAGUUAUUUUCAUCGUGACCUGGUUCUGUUCUUACACGAAGAUGACCCCAUUAGCUUUGAGGCACCGAGAGUCCAUUGAGCUCGAAGACCUACAACAAAGUCAGGUGCUAACUAGAACGGCUUCACACCAGAGACCAGUGUUCCAACCUGGAGCCGUCAGUUCACCUGAAGGAGCUUAGAUUAUGUAGCCAGGAGGCUUGAAUUCAACUCCCUGUUCUGGCCUUUUUGUCACUUUUCUUGUGUGU
Messenger RNA from Phacochoerus africanus (Common warthog), 1261 nucleotides. RefSeq names its product MHC class I polypeptide-related sequence B-like. NCBI's taxonomy places the organism in Eukaryota, Metazoa, Chordata, Mammalia, Artiodactyla, Suidae. Gene Ontology annotation, biological process: antigen processing and presentation of endogenous peptide antigen via MHC class Ib; immune response; positive regulation of T cell mediated cytotoxicity. Gene Ontology annotation, molecular function: peptide antigen binding; signaling receptor binding. Gene Ontology annotation, cellular component: external side of plasma membrane. The transcript is spliced from 6 exons. Bases 62 to 1195 code for a protein of 377 amino acids. The record is from RefSeq and is a predicted model, not a curated record.